Diospyros lotus (date-plum) is the source of this 1128-nucleotide messenger RNA. RefSeq lists its product as uncharacterized. Lineage: Eukaryota; Viridiplantae; Streptophyta; Magnoliopsida; Ericales; Ebenaceae. The record is from RefSeq and is a predicted model, not a curated record. The transcript has 4 exons. The coding region runs from base 362 to 976 and encodes 204 amino acids.
CCUCCUCUUUCCCUCGCCCAAAUCCCUAAAUCCCCAUUUCAUCUCUCUCCCCAAAUCCCAAAUUCCCACUGUCUUCGUCUCCCUCUCUCAACCCGCCGAAGCUGUCCCCGGCCCAUCGCCUCCGCCGCCUCCAGCUCCAUCGCGGCCUCCUCGCCGCCUCUACGUCGCCGCCGCCUCCUCCAGAUCCAUCGCCCACUGGUCGUCGCCUCCGCCACCUCGCCGCCUCCAGCUCCACCACGGCCUCCUCGCUGCCUCCAGAUUCCUGUGUGUCUGCGCGAAGGCAGGCUGGAAAGCAAGUUUAUACAGUUGCUGCUUGGUGCUUGCUGAUGGAUUAGUUGGAAUCACUUCUUUUGCAACAUUGAUGAAAAUGUCAUCAAAGAAACUGAUAAAUAAGGCCGAGUACAAAAUAUUCAAGAAGGAAGGAUGUAAGCAUUAUGCAGUUCUUGGAGAGUUUUUUGGCGAGAUUACAGCCAUUGGAGGUUUAGGCAAUGCUUUCACUCAGCUUCUUCCAACAUCUGAGGAAGAAAGGCAAAUAGAAGAUGAUUUUCUGAACAAGGGACUGCAUGUACGUGUGCAACAAAAUGAUGAUGAAUAUGAUGAAGUUACAAGUACUCGUCAUGACAAACGACGACGCAAGGAAUCCAAGACUAGUAAAGGUGAAAAACUCGAUGCGUGUAUGGCUCUGUGGUUAUCUACAGUUAGUAUGAAAAAUGAAGAAACUAAACUUAAGAUGCUUUACCUGAAAGAAAAGCUUGCACGCAUGCAAGGAAAAUCGUCUAUUCAAUUCAGCAAUUGUGAAGCCAUUAGUCCAGAUCCGUAUUCAAUUAAAGUUUGCCUAGACAUCUUAAAUAGUAUGGAAGGAGUGUCUAAUGAAGAUUAUAUGAAAGCAAUAAAGGCUUUUAAGGAUUCGCAUUUUAGGAUGUCAUUUGUGUUGAUGUCAGAAAUUAGGAGAGGGCCUAUCUUGAAACUUCUUUGAUUUGCUUGAUAUUUUGAUUUGUUGUGUGUUUUAUACUAGCUUAGGUUACUGUGUUCUUUUAAUACUUUGAUGUUAUACUUCUAAACAGGUGUUUGCUUGUUUUAUUUUAAUGGAUGUGUUGGAGUUUUCAUAAAUAAUGUUGUUUUAGUAGU